AUGUGGCAGUUUGCUAAUGAGGUGACGCCCUGCAUGGGCAGCACAUUGUCAGGUGGAAGAGGAAACCGAGACAAGCCGAGAGAGAGGUUUACGAUCUUUUCUGUCCUACCAGCCAUGGAUAGGAAGCAGAAGCAAGCAGAGAAGGCCCGGCCCUACGGCCUGCUGAAGCCAACAACUUUAGGCAAGAUCCCAGGCAGAUUCCAACUUCAUCAGGAAGCGUUGCCCCAUCUCCCCGUGCCACCGCUCCAGCAAACACUAGACCGCUACCUGCUGGCUCUGCAGCCCAUCAUCAGCGAGGAGGAGCUGAACCACACACAGGAGCUGGUAACUGAGUUCCGCAAGCCAGGAGGCGUCGGGGAGAGGCUGCAGAAAGGCCUGGAGAGAAGAGCCAAGAAAACAGAGAACUGGCUCUCAGACUGGUGGCUGAAGACAGCUUACCUGGAGUAUCGCCUGCCAGUUGUGGUCCACUCCAGCCCAGGUGUGGUUUUACCUAAGCAGGAUUUUAUGGAUCGACAAGGUCAGCUCAGGUUUGCUGCCAAGCUGAUCGAGGGCAUCCUGGAUUUCAAGACCAUGAUUGACAAUGAGACCCUUCCAGUGGAGUACAUGGGUGGGAAGCCCCUCUGCAUGAACCAGUACUACCAGAUCCUCUCAUCCUGCCGCAUUCCUGGGCCCAAGCGGGACUCCAUUGUCAACUAUGCCAAAGGCAAAAAGCAGUCCAGACACAUCACAGUGGUUCACAACUUCCAGUUCUUUGAGCUGGAUGUUUACAACAGUGACGGAAGUCCCCUUACCACUGACCAGCUCUUCACUCAGCUGGAGAAGAUAUGGAACACCUCUCUCCAAACAAACAAAGAACCUAUUGGGAUCCUCACCACCAACCACCGAAACAGCUGGGCAAAAGCCUACAACAACCUUCUGAAAGAUAAGACCAACAAGGAAUCUGUGCGUACGAUUGAGAAGAGCAUUUGCACCGUCUGCCUUGAUGCGCCUAUGCCACGGGUGUCUGAGGACAUCUACAAGAGCCGUGUGGCCGCUCAGAUGCUGCAUGGCGGAGGCAGUCGCUGGAACAGUGGGAACCGAUGGUUCGACAAAACCCUUCAAUUCAUCAUUGCUGAAGAUGGCUCCUGUGGUCUUGUAUAUGAGCAUGCUCCCUCAGAAGGCCCACCCAUUAUUGCUCUUCUGGAUCACAUCGUGGAGUACACGAAGAAACCUGAGCUGGUAAGAUCACCCAUGAUUCCUUUGCCAAUGCCCAAAAAGCUGCGAUUUAACAUCACCCCAGAAAUCAAGAAUGACAUAGAGAAGGCAAAGCAGAACCUCAACAUAAUGGUUGAAGACCUGGAUGUCAAAGUCCUGGUCUUUCAUCACUUUGGGAAAACCUUCCCCAAGUCAGAGAAGAUAAGUCCUGAUGCUUUUAUCCAGCUGGCCUUGCAGCUCGCAUAUUACAGGAUGUAUGGCCACACCUGUGCCACAUACGAGAGUGCAUCGCUAAGGAUGUUCCGCCUGGGCCGCACAGAUACCAUCCGCUCUGCUUCUGUAGACUCUCUUAAGUUUGUGCAAUCAAUGGACAGCCCUGACAAAUCGGACCAGGAGAAAGCAGACCUGCUGAGGAGAGCUACCCAGGCCCACAGGGAAUACACUGAUAUGGCAAUAAGGGGCAAUGCAAUAGACCGCCACCUCUUAGGCUUGAAGCUUCAAGCUAUUGAGGACCUAGUGAGCAUACCUGAACUGUUCAUGGACACAGCGUAUGCUGUUGCAAUGCACUUCAAUCUCUCCACCAGCCAGGUCCCAGCAAAGACAGACUGUGUGAUGUGUUUUGGUCCCGUGGUUCCAGAUGGCUAUGGAAUCUGCUACAACCCUAUGGCUGAACAUAUCAACUUCGCAAUUUCAGCAUUCAACAGCUGUGCUGACACAAACGCAGCCCGCAUGGCACAUUAUCUUGAGAAAGCACUGCUAGACAUGAGGAUCUUGCUCCAGUCCACUCCCAAAUCCAAACUGUAAGAGGCAAACAUGACGCAGAACCCCCAGCUAAAGGGGCCAUCCCUCAUGCACUGAAGUUCCCAGUUCCUCAGAAAAUGAUUGAGGGGACAGCUUGCCCUGGAACCUAGGAGGGCAUCUACCAUUUGUUUUCAGCAAGAGGUUACAGAAUAGUCAGCUGCAGGUAUUAGACUCUGUGGUGAGAGGAAACACUGUCUUAAGCCAAAGUAGAACUGACUGGUCCUGUCCCAUCAAUGCAAAGUGCACCUUCCUGUCCUCAAAGAGGACUGAAAUAGGAUUUUAUGGAACUUACUGUAAAAGAAUACAGAAAGUACAGUCAUUACCAAUAUCUAAAUCCAUUUGGUGAGGACGGUAAUUCUUCUCCAGGAAAAACAGGGAAUGUUUAUUAUAUGAUGGAACUACUAUAAGACGAAGUCUUUUGCUGGUUUAGUGUUCUGAAGAGCACAGCAUCUUUCAAACUUGACUGAAGAUUCUUCUGCUGCUCCAGCACAACUUCACCAGGGGAGAAAGAAGUUCUUAAGUCAGAGCAGAUCCAGUCUCAUUAGAGUGCACUGCACUACUUAUCCCAGGCAAUCUGACCAUUACAUGCUUUACAGGCCUGGGAAUAGUUCCCUUCCCCUUGUUCUAGGAUGCUGGGAUCUCCUUUCUGUUGCACUGACCCUAUUAACAACAGAAUAUCAUUUGCUACAAACUAAGUGUUUUUUUGUUGUUGUUCUGGGCUUUUUGUUAAGCUUGCUGUUGUGGUCCUAGCCACUGAUCUUCAGACUCAGCGUAAAGCCUUUUCCCCUACAAAGCUUCUAUGAAACUUCUCUCUCACACAGGUUUUGCUAGCUUUGGCUUCAUGUAACUUAACAUUUGUAGAGAUGAGGAGGGAUUGUCUAUGCAUUUAGCAGGACGCUUGCUUCAUUGUACCUUUCUUUGGAAUAGAGGAAAAGAAAAAGAUGCUGACCUUCUGUUUACUAGCCAGAAGGCCACAUGCCUAGUCUCCCUUCAGGGCACACAUGUUAACCCAAUGUGGUUUUAUACCUUGCUUUCAGAAACAACGUAUCUAUGCACCAUCUGUUAUGCCCAAGUUGUGGAGAAGUAAGAAUGUUUCUGAUCAGGAACUC
This is a messenger RNA of Cariama cristata (Red-legged seriema), 3104 nucleotides long. RefSeq names its product carnitine O-acetyltransferase (gene CRAT). NCBI's taxonomy places the organism in Eukaryota, Metazoa, Chordata, Aves, Cariamiformes, Cariamidae. The coding region runs from base 1 to 1998 and encodes 665 amino acids. The transcript is spliced from 14 exons. Gene Ontology annotation, molecular function: carnitine O-acetyltransferase activity. Gene Ontology annotation, biological process: carnitine metabolic process, CoA-linked. The record is from RefSeq and is a predicted model, not a curated record. Gene Ontology annotation, cellular component: peroxisome.